Sabethes cyaneus is the source of this 1731-nucleotide messenger RNA. Its product is annotated as LIM homeobox transcription factor 1-alpha. NCBI's taxonomy places the organism in Eukaryota, Metazoa, Arthropoda, Insecta, Diptera, Culicidae. The coding region runs from base 1 to 1731 and encodes 576 amino acids. The transcript is spliced from 6 exons. Gene Ontology annotation, biological process: neuron differentiation; regulation of transcription by RNA polymerase II. Gene Ontology annotation, cellular component: nucleus. Gene Ontology annotation, molecular function: RNA polymerase II transcription regulatory region sequence-specific DNA binding; DNA-binding transcription factor activity, RNA polymerase II-specific. The record is from RefSeq and is a predicted model, not a curated record.
AUGAAAUGGCUGCUAAUCGAAAAUGACAAUUUGAACAACAUCAUCAAUAACAAUUCCGGACUCACCGGUGGGAUCGUUAGUGUAAACGACUACAAAAAUAAAAACAGUUAUAAUAAUAGUUGUAGUACUAGUAAAACAUCCUCAAUACAAGCAACCUGUUCGCCGGUGCAAUCAACCACAACUGUGAUCAUACCGCAAACCUCUACCGGAAUAUCCACGGCGACUGAAAUGGGGGCGUCACUGGCUGAGCGCUUGGUGGCUGCCGUUGGUGUGGGAGUCGCAGUGGAAGCGCUGUCCGUGCCGACAUCAACGAAUGCAGCGAUGACAGCAGCAGGCUCGGUAAAUACGGUUACCACUCUGUGUGGUCAGUGCUGCAGCCCCAUCUGCGAUCGAUAUAUAAUGAAAGUGGCGGACAUAUCAUACCAUGAGCGCUGUUUGCAGUGCACAUCCUGUGCCAUCCGGUUGAUGCAUUCAUGUUUCAUGAGGGACGGGAAAUUGUAUUGCCGAUUCGACUAUGAAAGGCUGUUUGGUCGAAACAGAUGUCUUGGAUGUGGCGAAAAGAUUAGUGCAGACGAGCUGGUAAUGCGAGCACUUGAUAACGUUUUUCAUCUUAAAUGUUUCAUCUGUGUUGUAUGCGGUGUCCGCCUCCAGAAAGGCGAUCAAUAUAUCAUCAAGCAGAGCCAGUUGUUUUGUCGGCCGGACUAUGAGAAGGAGGUAGAAAUGUUCCAGGGAUAUAGUUACGAUGAUUAUUGCUGUGACGAUAUUUUUCAAACAAGGAUUGAUGGACGAAGGGGUCCUAAACGACCACGAACUAUACUUACUACUCAACAACGAAGGGCUUUUAAAGCAUCGUUUGAAGUUUCACCAAAACCUUGCCGGAAAAUCCGCGAGGGACUAGCCAAAGACACUGGUUUAAGCAUACGCAUAGUACAGGUAUGGUUCCAGAAUCAACGAGCAAAAAUGAAAAAAAUUCAGAAAAAACAGAUGAAGGAGGGUAAUAAAGGAAACCAUAACAGCAACAGUAAGGGUAACGAAUCUCAGGACGAACUAUCGGAAAACGAAACUAAACUUUCGAUGAAAAUUAAGGACGAAAAUUCAAGAUCAAACAAUUAUCUUCACGAUAGCUGUAGUGAUACUGAAGGAGGAAUUAAUGACAAUGAUUCUUUCGGAUCACGCAUAAGUUCCGGUGCGGAAGCAUUCAAGCCAGUUAAAGAGGAACUAGAUAUGGACGAAGAAUAUUUUCGAAUGAUGACGGCGGCUGCGCGCUUCACAGGAAAAGGAUUCGAAGAUCCAUCGACAGCUGUAAAAAGCGAAAAUAUUCCACUCAACGCAAUGAUGGGCAUGGAGUACCCUUCGUUGCAACAACUGACAACAUCGAUGACCCCACCACAUGCUCAGCUGUUGAACCCGAUCGAUCGUCUGUAUUCUAUGCAAAACUCUUAUUUUUGCAGUUUGGAUGGCCACCAACCGGGAAGCAGUGGCGGAAAUAGUAAUACCGCUGACCUUCCGUUACCGAGCAGCCAUAUGCACCAUCAUUCCAAUCCGCUGCACAUAGGACUGUCAAGCACUCUCCACGAGCAUCACCAGGAUUCUCCCGUAAACACCGUAACAGCAGCUGGCGGUGAACCAGGUAUGCAGCAGCCACUACCUACGCAUCACGGAAAUCACGGUCAACCGUUAAAUGCCAUUCAACAGCAUCCUGCUCAUCAGCACACACAACAGCACCUGUAA